Erpetoichthys calabaricus (reedfish) is the source of this 3744-nucleotide messenger RNA. Its product is annotated as protein JTB-like. NCBI's taxonomy places the organism in Eukaryota, Metazoa, Chordata, Cladistia, Polypteriformes, Polypteridae. Gene Ontology annotation, cellular component: centrosome; cytoplasm; membrane. The coding region runs from base 257 to 691 and encodes 144 amino acids. The record is from RefSeq and is a predicted model, not a curated record. Gene Ontology annotation, biological process: mitotic cytokinesis. The transcript has 6 exons.
CUUAUACGUCAGCAAUAACGGCAGGCGUUGACGUAAUAUCAAUAGAAAGAGAAGCGUUGCAGUGAUACGGCUAACGCUUAUAUUUAAACAUGUGAAUACUUCAAUGGAACGUAAUUGAUAUUUUAGAACUAUGUUAAUUUACUUUGAAAAUGUGUGCGAGAAAAUCACUUACUGCAACCACAGCAGAAACAAUCGGCCAGGAAGUCCUCAUUGAUCCAAAACAUACUCAGCACUAAAGACUGGAGAAUAGGAAAUAAUGACGUUAGGUUCAUUCCAGUUAUUGCCCUUCAUGUGGAUUGGAUGGAGUUUAAUUUGCUCAGAUUUUAGAUUCAGUAUUGGAGCACCUGCAAAACAAAGGGAAUACAAAUACACAAGUGCUCAACUUUCAAGGCCUUGUUGGGAGACAGAAGAGUUCACAGUGCAGCAGGAAUGUUUUGAAUGCUCAGAUUAUCAAAAGAAAACAGAAUUGGAAUGCAAAAUUUCUGGAUUUGUUGAAAAAAUCAACUGUAAGUUGGGUCAGGAUGAAUACAGAAAUUGCCGCUCUGUGUCAGCAGAGGAGCUAAAAUUUUGGAAAUUUGAAGGCUGUGUAAUUUCUUUGGGUACGAUCUUUGCUUUUAUUGUCCUCAUCCGACAGCGGGCUUUGGACAGACGAGCAGAAAACAAAGUCAGGCGUCAGAUUGAAGGAAUCUGAGAAUGUCUACUGGUUUGUAGUUUUGCUGUUUUUACCUUCAAAUAUGGUUUUGUCCUUCAUAUAUGUUGAUUUAAUCGCCAUAUAACUCUGGUAUAUCAAGAAAUGAAUAUACAGUGUCUCUGGAAAACAUUUCAGUUCCUGAUUACUAUUGCAGUUUAGCCCACUAAACUGAAAUGUUAUUUCAUGUGUGCUUUAAAGUUUUAUCUGUUAUAAUAUUUUUGUUAAUAAAAAUAUAAAUAGUGUAACUGAUACAGAUGGUGUAGCUCUUUGCUAUUUUUAUAAUGUAAAUAGAUACAUGGUAUGCAGUUUUCCACAUAUACCGAAUAUAAUUUCAGUGUUGGUUUGGGCACUGUUUGCUUUGCUAAAAUGCCUGAUGACUGAAUAAGAAUCUAAAUCAAAAAUAUUACUUACUUUUAACUGUUUUUCUUGCUUCUAACAAUUGUACUUAUGACAAUGGAUAAUGGUGAAAGUUUUCAUCAAGAAUGUAAACCUGAUAUAAUCAGCUCAAUCAGUAUAUUAACACUUUUGUGUUUUAUUCCUACAUAUUCGUGAACAAAAUUACAUUUUUGAAGAAUAGACACUAUAAACAAACAACCUGCACUGGCAACUAGAUUAUUUAAAUUCUUUUUUUUCUACAAUCAUGUAGUUACUGUAAGCAAGAUAUAGAGAAAAAUGGAGUUCAGACACCUUGCAUUUUUAUAUCCAGUUACAAUCAUGUCAGUUACUGCUUGUGAAGCAAUGUGGUAAGCUAAUGUCCCUUGGCUUUAUAAUGUUACUAUACUAUUUUUAGCUUAAUUACUGGGGGAAAAAGGUAACUAAUACACAUUACAUGUUCAUGUAGUAACAAAGACAGAAUAAAGAACAUUCUAAAAAAGUGACUUGAAUUUAUGACCCUUAUUGUCACUGUGAGAAACACUACAAGGCAAAAUUACUGCAUUUUUCUUUUUAGACUAAGGAAUUCUGCCUGAGGGAGAGAACAAAAAAUUAAACAUUUCACUAAUACAGUAUAUGCAUUAGUCACUUAUUGUAUUUUAGCACUUAACUGGAAAGUUACAUCCAAAUUAGCUUUUGAUUUUGUGGAAGAUGAACUAUAGUGUUUCCAAUCAUUGAAGCUGUACAUCUUAUUUCUUGCUGUGAGGUAUCUUUGCUUGCCUGUUUUUUUUGAUAUUUUUGACAGUUUUUUUUUUUAAUUGAAUCUAAAAUGCUGUAAGCAUAAACAAUAAUGCAAGUAAGGCAGAUGAAAUUAUUUAACUUGUGAAGAUCAAUAAGGUAUUUAGAUAUUCAUUUCCUUGCCUUAACUCCCAUUUGGAAGAUUGUGGGUUCGCUACCCGGUUCCUCCCUGUGUGGAUAGCGCUUUGAGUACUGAGAAAAACGCUAUAUAAAUGUAAUGAAUUAUUAUUAUUAUUAUUUGUUUUUGCAGAAUAAACACUGUAUUGUCUGAUCCUAAAUAUGGAAAGAAAAAGAAACAUAGUAAAGAGAAUAUUACAGUGAUUGUUAUUUAUUUUUUUGUAAUAUUUUUUUUUUUUGCAAAUAAUCAAAUUACUUCUGAGCAGUAACUUUGUAUAUAACACUAACUAAAACAGAUAACAGAGAUCAUUUAAAAUAUUUUAUGGUGUGAUAGCUCUAAUUCAGGAAAGAAUUUUCCUACAAGCCAUUUUUGUUUUACCGUAGAAAAUAUUUAUAUUACUAUUACUUUUAAUAUUUUAAUUAAGGAUAUCCAAACAUAUGUUUUCUGGUAUGCACAAUGUGUUUAAAGAUGUGUCUUAAUAUCCUAUAAUGUGAAAUAAGAGAAUUGCUUCAUAAUGUUUCAUUUGAUGCUAUGUAGUUGGCUACACACACUUGGCAGAUUAAUGUUUAUAUCACCACCCCAUUUUGUUAAUUUCCUUCUUGAUAACAUUAAAAAUGCAUUUUUUUUCUUUUAACAUUAAAAAGCUUUUUUUGGUCUCUGGUAACCUUAAUGGACAGCUGAACAUGUGAUAUUUAUACUGUUUGGCUUUUCAGGCUGCUAAGUUUUCGUCUUUGGAGGGUCACAGAACCUAUUGUUUGUUUCUCAACGAAUUUCUCCCAUUAGAACUAAAACUGUAACAUAAUUAGACUUAAUGUUCCUAUUUCUAUUAGCUUUUUGUUUUUAUCAUUUUAAUGUAUCAAAAGUCUGUAUUAUUUUAAACAGCUUUAUCAGAGAAUUAUAGAUGGACAAGGCAAUUUAUGAUGAACUGACUGACAUUGAUGUUUUCUUGGGAUGCAUUGUCAUUUGCAUUUACUCUUCAUUACUGGUCACAAAAUUAUCCUACUGUAGCAGAUUAAAAGAAAUUGUCAUGCAUGCCAGUGUGUGCACAUACUGUACAUGUGUGAGUAAGUGAUUGUGUACAUGUACCUUACAAUGGAGUGGAGCCUCAUCCCGUAUUGACCCCCCUACUUAGUACUAGAAUUGGAAAAUGGGAAAACAGUAUAGAAUUUCAGCUCUGUAUACUAUAUAGUACUGCUUAUAUUAGAGUUUAUAUUUUAUUGUGCAUAUUAUUAACAAUAGCCCUUAGCUUAUGUGCAAUUAUAUUACCUAGUCAGUCAUUUUUUGUACAACAACUUCUGUUGUAGACUCAUUAUGAAGGAAAGCUUGCAGGAUCACACAGUGAUAAUAAAAUAUCACCCAGUGACCUUGUGGUUACAAGUUAAUUUCUUUGAAAUAUUAUUCUACAUUACAUACACAGAUGUCUUAUUGAGCUUACUUGAAAACAAAAUGUGCUACACUGUAACCUUUAGAAAACAAACUGCUGAUUUCUGCUGUUACAUUGAACAGAUGUUACAGAUGAUGUAUGAUGACAACCGUAUAAAUGUCUGUGGAAUUCUGCAGCCUAAAACUGACUGCAUUUAACUUUUAUUAACUUGUUAUAAUGGGCUCUCUUUCUCAACCAAUACCAGUGACUGAAAACGUUUUUCUUUAGUUUCAUUCUAGUCAGUAUCAGAUAAUUCUAUAAUAUAUUAUUGUAAAUAAUUCAGUUAAAUAUUUGAAAAUGUAUGUAUUAUUUAUAUAAAUAAAUCAUCCAAUCUUUAUAGUC